Messenger RNA from Macrosteles quadrilineatus (aster leafhopper), 847 nucleotides. RefSeq names its product transcriptional regulator ATRX-like. The transcript is spliced from 5 exons. Lineage: Eukaryota; Metazoa; Arthropoda; Insecta; Hemiptera; Cicadellidae. Bases 328 to 822 code for a protein of 164 amino acids. The record is from RefSeq and is a predicted model, not a curated record.
CAAGUUUCCCAAAUUCCCAUCCCAUUCUACUAAUCUCAUUCCUGUUCCUGUUUUGUUCUUCGCUAUCGUUUUCGGUGACUUUACUAUCGCUAUCGCUUCCCUCGCUCCCUAGUCCAGUCCCAGUUCCCAGUUCCCAGUCCCUGCCUGCUCCUCUUCUCUUCUCAUCGCGCGCUUCGGAGUAAUAUUAUUUUAUAAUAAUUGGCAAUUGCAUAUUGGUCACGAAUUAAUUUUCUCACGUUGUUAUUUUAUAGAAUGGAUAGUUAGUUAAGCAAGUAAGUGAUUUUUUUGUAGUAAUUUUGUUUUAGCCCUAUCGAGAAUAAAACUAGGAUGAGUGAAGAGGAUAAAAUUGUUCGGGUACCUGGAGAAACUUUAUCAAUCAAGGUUUCUUCGGAGGAAGAGGCAUAUAGGAAAAAAUAUUUACCAGAUCCCAAGAAACUAACAGAUGAAAAACUAGUGUGCACAGUAUGUUCCAUCUCACUUGCACAGAAUAUUCACAAAGGAAAGGACCUUUAUAUCCAUCGAGCUUUACAAGUUCUCGUGUGUGAGGCUUGUUACAAUUUCUACGGUGAUGGUUGUUUCUCCGCUGAUGAGGACGGAGAUGACAAGUAUUGCAGAUGGUGUGGUCAAGGUGGCACUCUCUAUUUGUGUUCAAAGUGCAACUGCGGUUUCUGCCAGAAAUGCACGAAACAAAAUUUAAAGGCGUCAGUUCUUGCCGAGUUGGAAAACGAUGAUUGGAAAUGCUACAUCUGCAAUCCUCGGCCUCUCUUCGGCUGUAGAACGAUUUGUUGGGGAGCCCAGCAACUCAACAAAAUUGGAAAGUAAGGGAAAUUUAACCAUGUGAUAAUAU